Chenopodium quinoa (quinoa) is the source of this 3869-nucleotide messenger RNA. Its product is annotated as DNA annealing helicase and endonuclease ZRANB3-like. The record is from RefSeq and is a predicted model, not a curated record. Gene Ontology annotation, biological process: DNA repair; replication fork processing. The coding region runs from base 182 to 3637 and encodes 1151 amino acids. The transcript has 23 exons. Gene Ontology annotation, cellular component: nuclear replication fork. NCBI's taxonomy places the organism in Eukaryota, Viridiplantae, Streptophyta, Magnoliopsida, Caryophyllales, Amaranthaceae. Gene Ontology annotation, molecular function: ATP binding; nucleic acid binding; endonuclease activity.
UUUAUAUUUUGGGAGCGAAACCUUUUAAAUCAAAACUCGAAAACCGGCAAUUUUAGUCUUCAAACCUUUCUUUGCCCGCGUUAGCAUCAAAGCUCUCUCCUUUCCUGAUUUCCCCCCUCAAAACUCAAAAAGAAUCCAGCAGUAAGCAGUGUACUAACCCACCCACCUUCUUCAAUCAACAAUGGCGGAGGACCCAUCUCCGCCAUCACCAGAACUCACCGAAGAGUUAAGGCAAAGGAUAGAAACCAACCGUUUACGUGCCUUAGCCAAGCGCCAAGCAUCCUUAUUAUCAAACCCUCAACACCCAAUUGAUUACUGGAAAUCAUUCAAAUCACGGAAAGUAAUCGACCCAUCAACCAAUUUACCCGUUCCCUCCAAAAUUGAACCCGUUUCUCCGCCUUCGAGGUUUCGGGUUCGACUCGAAAUCUGUUCUUCUGAUUCUUUCUUCAUUAAUCCUGAUCGAAUUCAAGGGUUUUGCUUUCCGGGUCAAGAAGAUUGCUUUCAAAUUAUUGAGGCUUGUCUUUCAAAUGUUAUGUCGACACAUUAUACACAAAUCCAUGGUGGUGGGAAGGCGUCUGUUUAUAAGCUUACAUAUUAUGACGCAGUUCUUAAAUGCUUAAAGAACUGCACUGACAUUGAAGAAGUUGAAGAAAUACCAUGGACAACUUAUAAUGUGAUGAUGAAACUUUCUCAUUCCCACAUGCCUGGAAAUUGGACACCGUGUAGGCCUGAGCAUUUGCCUGAUGAGAAGGUUGAGGAACUGAUAAAGAAGCUGCCAAGAAAAUUGUUGGAUACUCUCUUGCCUUUUCAGCUUGAUGGACUAAAAUUUGGAUUGCAAAGGGGGGGUCGGUGUCUUAUUGCUGAUGAAAUGGGGCUUGGCAAGACCCUUCAGGCCAUUGCCAUUGCAAGCUGCUUUGCCAGUGAAGGCUUAAUACUUGUUGUUUGCCCUGCUAUCUUACGCUAUGCAUGGGCUGAAGAAUUGGAACAUUGGCUUCCUUCUUAUUUGCCAGCUGAUAUCCAUCUUGUAUUUGGUUAUAAAGACAAUCCUGUGCAUUUGAAGAGAUGUCCAAAAGUUGUUGUCAUUUCUUAUACUAUGCUUAAACACUUGCGAGAUAGUAUACUGAAAUGGGAAUGGAGUGUCAUGAUAGUCGAUGAAUCACAUCAUAUACGAUGUUCAAAGAAGAAAUCAGAGCCUGGAGAGAUACAAGCUGUUCUCGAUGUGGCAUCUGAGGCUAAACGCAUAAUUCUGCUAUCAGGAACACCAUCUUUGUCAAGGCCAUUUGAUAUUUAUCAUCAGAUAAAUAUGUUAUGGCCUGGCCUGCUGGGUAAAGACAAAUAUGAGUAUGCAACUACUUACUGUUCUGCAAAACUUAUCAACAAUCAUAAAGGAAAGACAUUCAUGGAUGUCUCAAGGGGCACCCGUUUGGAGGAGCUGAAUGUUUUACUUAGACAAACUGUCAUGAUACGGCGUUUGAAGGAGCAUUUGCUAGUGCAGUUACCGCCUAAACGUAGACAAAUUAUUAGCUUAUCUUUAAAAAAAUCAGACAUUGCUUUUGCGAAGAAUGUUGUGGCAAAUCUGGGAGAGUCACAUACUAAUCAUGCUGACGCUGGAGGGCAUGAUCGAGAGCUAUCUGAUCAAGUGCUUGGUAUUUCUAAGGUGCUUGGAUUUCUUGAUUGGCUUUCCCUUCACCCUAUUGUUACUGAAGCAGAUGACUCAAAUAAUGCCGAGCUGGAUGCGAGUUCUCACAAAAUGAUAAUAUUUGCUCACCAUCUCAAGGUCCUAGAUAAAUUACAGGCGUUCCUUUGUAACAAAGGCAUUGGUUUUGUACGCAUUGAUGGUAAUAUACUUGAUCGCGACAGGCAAAUUGCUGUGAGGUCAUUUCAGUCAUCAAAAGAGGUCAAGAUUGCAAUCAUCGGAAUUUCAGUUGGCUAUGCAGGACUGGAUCUUUCAGUGGCUCGUAAUGUGGUCUUCCUGGAGCUUCCCAAAGACCCAACUUCCUUGCAGCAGGCUGAGGAUAGAGCGCAUAGAAGAGGACAAACCAAUGCAGUCAACAUUUACAUAUUUUGUGCAAAGGAUACAUCUGAUGAAUCACGCUGGCGAAAGUUGAACAGGAUUAUUCAACGUGUUUCAUCUGCAAUUGAUGGGAAGUAUGACGCAAUAAGAGAGAUUGCGGUUGAUAAUGUAUCAUGUAUCAGAAACAUGAACUUAUUUCAAAGUGUGAAUUCAAGUUAUGCUGCUCCAUCUAUAGAGAAGUGUCCUACAGAUGACAACGUACAGCAGAAUGGAGCCGAUUAUGAUGAUGAUGUUAAGACAGAUGAAAUGGUUGAAGUGACACAGGAGUUAACUAAAGAGAAUGAUUGUUUGACCAUAAGUCAGAGCUUUGUCCAAGUAAAUAUGGAUUCACUGCGCUUUGCGGUGAGUCAGUAUACUGGAAGAGUCCACUUGUGCACUUGUGAUCUUGCAGAAGAUUCAGCACCUAGAUCAUUAUCUGAAAAUUUCCGGCUAGAGGAAAUCUCUGCUGAUCCCAGUGAGUGGAGUUCUGUCUUCAUCAAGGAGAAUCCUACUUGCCAGCUUGCUAUUGUGAGCUUCAUAAAUGAGUGGAAGAACCUGAAACACAUUGAAAAGAAGAAGUUGUUUGGAAAGCCUUUGCAGUUACCUUUAGCCAUUGAACUAUUGCGCCUCAGUGAAAGCAACAACCACGAUAGAAAUGGACUUCUGAAAGGAGGAAGCAAGAGAAGGCAUACACCAUUAUUUGAAAUAAGUUUCCCUCUUCAAUCUAACGCAGCAUUAAAGCAAGUUUGUCUCCGUGAUGGUAGAAAGAAGAAGACAUUGCACUUACAGUAUUGGACGCUAAUGGAUGAACCCUUAUGCAAAUUCUGCCAAAAUACUUGCCAAGGUAUCAAUGCCAAGAAGCCCAAGGGGUUUUUUGAUCUUUUCUGCUCAAACGUCUGUUAUGACGAGUAUCGCUCAAGAACUAGUGGCAGAUACCUUCGUCAGGAGCUUUUUCAAAUUGAACGUGGUAUCUGUACAAAUUGUCAGCUCGACUGCCACAAGCUUGUGCAGCACUUAAUACCAUUAGCAAUGGGAAAUCGAGAGAAGUAUAUCGAGCGUGAGGCGCCGCAAUUGACUAAGCACAGAAAGUUGCUUGACAAACUUGUUCGUGAACCAACUGAAGGUAAUGCCUGGCAUGCAGAUCACAUAAUUGCUGUGUUCAUAGGAGGAGGUGAGUGCACAUUAGAAAACAUGAGGACGCUAUGUGUGGCAUGUCAUGCUGCUGUUACUGCAGCCCAACGUACCCAACGAUGUAUGGAAAAUAAGCUAUAUAGGAAGGCUUUGGCCAGUUUCAGAAAAAGUAAUAAAAAGAAGACACUGCGUAAGAACCGAAGUUCUGCAAUGAAAGAGAAGUUAGAUGAUGACAGUGAGUUACUAAUAGAUGUACCUGGCAGCAAUUAUUCUAAAGAAUCUGUAGAGAAAAAAGAUAUACCUGGCGGCAAUUAUUCUGAAGAAUCUGAAGAGAAGAAAGAUAUACCUGGCAGCAAUUAUUCUGAAGAAUCUGAAGAGAAGAAAGACGAUAGCAGCUUGAAACAACCAUUGAUUGCUGACUUCUCCAAGUUUAGCUACACUGGCACCUGUUGAGUCUAUUUUAGCAUGCAGGCUUGCAGCAGUGAAAUUUAAGGCACUAAGUUUGAGCAUACUGAUGCUUUUUGGAACAGCUUUUUAAAGGAGCUUUUUAGGGGAUUGUAUGCAGUAGGUCUUGUGUGUAUUAUGAUUUUGCUGUAGUAUUGUUUAGUCUAGGAUACAUGUUGUAAUCAAUUGUCAGGUAGUACAGGAAAUUUACUGUAUGAAUGAAGUGUAUCUUACUGCAAUU